CCUAGACCCAAACGUUUUGCAAACUGGAACCAUAUGACGUAAGCACGAUGUACGCGUACGCGCAGGGUGGAUCGCAAGGUCCGCCACAUUACGCGACACCGGGCAACGCGUACCUGGCCGGACCGCACCAUCACCAUCCGUACCCGGCCUACCACCACGGUGGUUCACCGACGCCGCCUUCAACCAUCACCUCGUUCAACAAUGUACCUGGCCCCUCGACGCUGCUCGGUCACCAUUACGCCUCGCCACACCAUAUGCCACCGCCGCCGCCACCGCCCCUGCCGAGUGCCGCCAGUGCGGCGGCCGGUGUGGCCGCGGUCACCCACAAUCAUCAGGCGGCGGCGGCGGCUGCUGCGGCGGCGGCGGCCGCUGCCGUUGCGGCCGGUGUGUCACCGAUGCAAACCGACCCGCAGCUAACGGAGCUGGCGCCCUCGCUCGGCGGAAUCACCAAACGAAGAAGGUCUGAUGAGGAUACAUCCAGUGGUAACAAAUACAACAGAAUGGACGACGACAACGUGCAGGACAAGGAGCGCUUCGCCAGUAGGGAAAACCAUUGCGAGAUCGAACGGCGGAGGCGAAACAAAAUGACUGCCUACAUCACGGAGCUGUCGGACAUGGUGCCGACCUGCAGUGCCCUCGCGCGGAAACCGGACAAGCUGACGAUCCUGCGGAUGGCGGUGGCGCACAUGAAGGCAUUAAGAGGAACCGGCAAUACCAACACGGAUGGGUCGUACAAACCAUCCUUUCUAACCGAUCAGGAGCUGAAGCAUCUGAUACUGGAAGCCGCAGAUGGAUUUCUGUUUGUGGCGGGCUGUGAUACAGGACGCAUCAUUUACGUGUCCGAUUCGGUGACGCCGGUGCUGAACUACUCCCAGAACGAAUGGUACAGCGGGAGCCUUUUCGACCACAUCCAUCCGGACGAUAUUGAGAAGGUGCGCGAACAGCUCUCGACCCAGGAACCGGUCAACAGUGGACGGAUACUGGACCUCAAAACCGGCACAGUCAAGAAGGAAGGCCAUCAAUCAUCGAUGAGAUUAUGUAUGGGUUCGAGACGGGGGUUUAUCUGUCGGAUGCGAAUCGGACCACUGACGCCCGAAUCGAUGGCACUCGGGCAUCUGAAUCGGCUACGAAGGAAAAACUCACUCGGCCCGUCAACCGACGGUCACAACUACGCGGUAAUGCACUGCACAGGGUACAUAAAGAACUGGCCACCGACCGAUAUGUUUCCAGGUGUAACGAUCGAUCGGGGGCAGGACGAUGAGCUGCACAACACGCACUGCUGUCUGGUGGCGAUCGCACGGCUACAGAUCACCUCCUCCACCACGGCGAACGAUCUGAACUCGAACAAUCCGAACGAGUUUAUCUCGCGCCACGCCAUGUGCGGCAAGUUCACGUUCGUCGACCAGCGGGUGAUCGGGGUGCUCGGGUAUCAGCCGGUCGAUCUGCUCAACAAAAGCUGUUACGAUUUCUUCCACCCGGACGACAUUGCUCAUAUGAAGGAAAACUUUGAUCAAGUGCUAAAGCAAAAGGGCCAAAUGUUCUCCGUCAUGUACCGGUUCCGGGCGAAGAACAAGGAGUGGGUUUGGAUGAGAACGCAGGCGUACGCCUUCCUCAAUCCGUACACGGACGACAUCGAGUACGUCGUGUGUACGAACAGCUCAGCAAAGGCACUCCAUUCGUCCCACGACACGGUAACGGCACCGGAGCAAACGGAUACACCGGUCGCGUCCUACCCGGCACCCGGGCUGGAUUAUACGCUGCCCGGUCGAAGGGAUACGACACCGUCGAGCAAUAUCUACAAUCCUCACAAUCUGAUUUCACACUUGCCAUCGCAGCCGCAGACAGCAGCGCAGGCGGCCGCCGCUAGCAGUAUUCAACGACCGGAAAGCGCACACAAUGCCGUGCAGUACAGCUACAAUCCGACCCCAUCGCCAAUACAGUACGGUUCACCGGGAACUCCUAGCGGUGGUGCGACGGGAACGUUGGGGCAUAUUCCCAAAACUAACAAUACCUCGCCAACGCCGGCAGCCACUGCGUGGACCCUGCGACAGCCACAACCCGUCACCGAAGGUUACCAGUACAGUGAACUAAGUCCGAACCGGUCACCGACCGGACCAACCUACACCCAGCUAAACGCAUCUCGUCAAACGUCCACCUUCACACCAUCGUCGCAAGCCGGACCGGGUAUCUGGAGCGGAUGGCAAUCGCACCAUCACGGAACCGGCCCGGAACCGAUGCAAACGGGUGGAUCCGGUGGUACGACCAACGGUCCCGGUUCGUCGCACACCUCCGUCGGGCUAGCGCAAGAAAUGGCCACCGAUAAUGCGCAGCAGCACAUGCAACAGCAGCAACAGCAACAUCCAGCCCUCCACGGCACUGGGGGCGGUGGCGGAGGUAGUGGUGCUGGAACUGGGGGCGGUGGUGGUGGUGCACCACAUCAUGUGCCACCCCAUCCGCAACACCCGCACGCCCAUCAUCCGGUGCAGCAUCCGCACCAUCCGCACCACCACCAUCAUCACCAUCCAGGACAGAUCCAUCCCGGGCAUCAUCCGGUCGUGGGGCAACAUCCCGGCCAGGGCCACGAGCUAACCGACAUGCUGCAGAUGCUCGACCAGAGCGGGACCACCUCGUUCGAGGACCUUAACAUCCACAUGUUCAACACACCGUUCGAAUGAAACCUGCUCUAUUACGGUGGCUACAAUAGCUACAACAAUAACAGCAACAACAAUUCCACACCAGGAGUUGAGCCCACUACCCAGGGCAGCUACUCCAUCGGUACGUCGUCCGCUUCCUCCUAUUCGUCCACCAUCUGCGCUUCCACCGCUUCCAACAACAGCAGCAACUCCGCCACAACGUCCGCCUCCGUCAUGGCGGUGGCAGCAGCAGCUGCCGCAGCCGCAGCGGCCAUAUCAUCAACCGCACCUUCCUUCCCGAUGCUACCGACGGCGGCAGUGGC
Molecule: messenger RNA, 2956 nt
Organism: Anopheles moucheti
Lineage: Eukaryota; Metazoa; Arthropoda; Insecta; Diptera; Culicidae
Gene: tgo
Product: aryl hydrocarbon receptor nuclear translocator homolog
Exons: 12
Coding region: 48-2675 (875 amino acids)
Biological process (GO): regulation of transcription by RNA polymerase II
Cellular component (GO): nucleus; aryl hydrocarbon receptor complex; cytoplasm
Molecular function (GO): protein dimerization activity; DNA-binding transcription factor activity, RNA polymerase II-specific; RNA polymerase II cis-regulatory region sequence-specific DNA binding
Source: RefSeq, a predicted model, not a curated record